AUGUCCUGGGCGCGUAGCUUCAACACAGCCACCGUCGUCGGUUCAGUCCGACGACAGGCUCCCAUAACUUUAGCGACCCGUCGCUCCCUGGUUCACACCACCGCCACGGCUAUUCCUAAGGACCUUCGCUAUGAUGUGGUGGUAAUCGGCGGAGGGCAUGCUGGCUGUGAAGCCGCUGCCGCAGCGGCCCGUACAGGCGCCCGCACUGCGCUUGUCACUCAGAAACUUGAAACCAUCGGUGAAAUGUCCUGCAACCCGAGCUUUGGCGGGGUGGGCAAAGGCAUCUUGCUUCGGGAAGUUGACGCUCUUGGGGGCGUAGCUCCCACCAUUUGCGACCGCGCUGGCAUCCACUUUCGCGUGCUCAACCGCAGCAAGGGUCCAGCCGUUUGGGGCCCUCGUGCGCAAAUUGACCGCAGCAUCUACCGCAGCGAAAUGCAGCAACACAUGGCAUCCCAGCCAAAUUUGGACUUGAUUGCAGCUGCUGUGGAAGACAUCACCGUCAACGGCGACCACCAAGUGACGGGUGUCGCCUUGGGCAAUGGACAAAUCAUUGGCACACGAGCUGUCGUGGUGACCACGGGCACGUUCCUACGCGGUGUCAUCAACAUAGGUGCAUACUUCACCCCGGCAGGCCGCAAAGGAGAAGGCCCCUCUGUGGGCUUGGCGCAAACGUUGGAAACCUUUGGUUUCAAGCUUGGCCGUCUGCGCACCGGCACGCCCCCUCGCAUCAAAAAAUCAACCGUCUGCUUUGAUGGCCUGCUGGAGCAGCCUUCCGAUUACCCGGCCACUCCUUUUUCCUACCUCAAUGAGCGAGUUGCUCUCGAGGAUUCCUUCAUACAGUGUCAUCUCACUCACACAAACAGUGCUGCCCACCAACUCGUCCACGACACGCUGCAUGAGAAUAAUCAUGUUCGCCAAGAUGCCUUGGGGCCUCGUUACUGUCCCUCUAUCGAGUCCAAGGCAAACCGUCAUCAGGUCUGGCUCGAGCCAGAAGGCUUGGAUUCGGAUGUCAUUUACCCCAACGGCAUCAGCAUGACUAUGCCAGAAGAAGCUCAGCUGCGGUUUGUACGUUCCAUCGCCGGCUUGGAGAAUGCCCAGAUCACGCAGCUUGGGUACGGUGUGUCCUACGAUUUUGUGGAUCCGCGGCAACUUCAUCGCACGCUGGAGACGAAGAUGAUUCAUUCCUUAUUCCUGGCUGGUCAGAUCAAUGGCACAACUGGUUAUGAAGAAGCAGCUUCCCAGGGCAUCAUUGCUGGCAUCAAUGCUGCUCUCAAAGUACGAGGCGAACCUUCCUUCACCGUUGAUCGUACGCAAGCCUACAUUGGCGUGUUGAUUGACGAUCUCGUCACCAAGGGCGUCCUUGAGCCGUACCGCAUGUUUACAUCCCGAGCCGAAUAUCGUUUAUCGCUGCGAAGCGACAAUGCCGAUACUCGCUUGACGGCAUUGGGCCAUGCCUGUGGUGCCGUGGAUGAGCCUCGUUUCCAGCACUUUUGUCAACAGCAGAAAGAGUUGGCCGAGCUGACCCAGCUGUUGGAAUCUGUCGAGCUCACUCCCCAUGAGUGGAACAGUGGAGGCUGGUACAACUCACUCCGGUGUGGUUUGCUCAAACCCUGUAGCGUGGCCAGCAUGAUGGCAUUCGGCUUUGUUUCCGACUCGACCGCAGCCGACUUGGUCCCAGCUCUGCGCUCCUUUAAUCCACGCUUGGUCGAACGCGUCAAGAUUGAGGCAAUGUAUGCGCACAUGAUGAACCGGCAGCGAGCCAGUGCUGAGUCGUACCGUCGCCAAGCCAGUUUGGAGAUCCCGCCCGGCUUUGCCUUUGAGAAGGUUCAUUCGUUGCCCCUUGAGGCGCUUGAGCGAUUGCGUGAGCACGCGCCUCGCACAAUUGGAGAUGCCGCACAAAUUCAGGGCAUUACCCCCGACGCCCUCGCUCGGCUAGUGCGUGCUCUGCAAUCCUAG
Monosiga brevicollis MX1 is the source of this 1956-nucleotide messenger RNA. RefSeq lists its product as uncharacterized. Lineage: Eukaryota; Choanoflagellata; Craspedida; Salpingoecidae. The transcript is spliced from 15 exons. Gene Ontology annotation, molecular function: flavin adenine dinucleotide binding. The coding region runs from base 1 to 1956 and encodes 651 amino acids. Gene Ontology annotation, biological process: tRNA methylation; tRNA wobble uridine modification. Gene Ontology annotation, cellular component: cytosol. The record is from RefSeq and is a predicted model, not a curated record.